AUGGGCGGCGCCAAGAGGGAGUUCACGGCCAAGGAGAAGCUCUGGAUCGGCAUGGGCAUGACCUUCGGGUUCAUGCUCGUCGAGGCGAUCGGCGGCUUCUACGCGCGGUCCCUGGCCAUGCUCGGCGACGCGGCGCACAUGCUCACGGACGCGGCGAGCUUCGGCGUGUCGCUGGCGGCCAUCUACCUGAGCGAGCGCGGGCCGACGAAGAACUACACCUUCGGCCUCGCGCGCGUCGAGGUGCUCGCCGCGCUCGCGUCGACCAUGGGCAUCUGGUUGGUCACGGGCGCCUUGGUCUGGGAGGCCGUGCUGCGCAUCGACGAGUUCUACGCGGGCACGGCGGCGCCCGUCGACGGCAAGCUCAUGGUCGUCCUGGGCCUCUUCGGCGUCGCGCUCGGCGCCGAGGCGCCGCCCCCGAAGAAGGAGAAGCGGAACAUGAACCUCGACGCCGCGUACCUGCACGUGCUCGGCGACCUGCUCCAGUCGCUCGGCGUCGUCGUCGCGGGGCUGCUGAUUUGGGCGCACCCGGACUGGCAGAUCGCGGACCCGGUCGUCACGCUCGUCUUCGCCGUCGUCGUGCUCUACACGACGGCGGGCUUCACGAUCCAGACCGUGACCGUGCUCCUCCAGGGCGCGCCGGACUCCGUCGACUGCGUCGCGCUCACGCGCGCGCUCAACGGCCUCGACGGCGUCGCCGACUGCCACGACGUCCACGUCUGGGAGCUCACCGCGGGCAAGCCCAUCCUCUCCUGCCACAUGAUCUGCGCCGAGGGCACGCGCGACCCGGACGCCGUCCUCAAGGCCGCGCAGGCGCUCUGCGCGUCCCACGGCAUCGACCACGCGACGAUCCAGAUCCAGACGGGCGGCGACUGCCUCUCGACGACGUGCUGCGCGUCCUACAUCCCGCCCGCGGGCGUCGAGCUCGUCUAG
Messenger RNA from Aureococcus anophagefferens, 930 nucleotides. RefSeq lists its product as hypothetical. Gene Ontology annotation, molecular function: zinc ion transmembrane transporter activity. Gene Ontology annotation, cellular component: plasma membrane. The transcript has 2 exons. Bases 1 to 930 code for a protein of 309 amino acids. Gene Ontology annotation, biological process: zinc ion transmembrane transport. The record is from RefSeq and is a predicted model, not a curated record. NCBI's taxonomy places the organism in Eukaryota, Pelagophyceae, Pelagomonadales, Pelagomonadaceae.